Phragmites australis (common reed) is the source of this 2676-nucleotide messenger RNA. Its product is annotated as soluble starch synthase 2-2, chloroplastic/amyloplastic-like. Lineage: Eukaryota; Viridiplantae; Streptophyta; Magnoliopsida; Poales; Poaceae. Bases 245 to 2344 code for a protein of 699 amino acids. Gene Ontology annotation, molecular function: alpha-1,4-glucan glucosyltransferase (UDP-glucose donor) activity. The record is from RefSeq and is a predicted model, not a curated record. The transcript is spliced from 8 exons.
CGUCGUCUCCCUGUACGAGGUCUAGCUCUCCACCUCUCUCCGCACAAGCCACUCAGGCCGUCGUCGUCCUCCCUAAACAGGGCCCACCAGCGAUGCCUCAACCUCAACAGCCGCUUCACAUCUCGCGGCAGAUCUUUCCACGCUUAAUACCCUCGUGCGCCGCGCCGCUCGCCGUCCUCGCUCUGGUCCUUGUCCCGUGCUCCUGGUAGAGGCUAGAGCGGGAGCAGCAGCUCGUACGGAUCCCAUGUCGGGGGCAGUCGCUUCCUCGUCCUCGGCUUUCCUCAUCGUCGUCGCCUCCUCCUCGCCGCAACGCAGGCGGAGCAGAGUGGGCGCUGCUCUGCGCUCGUACGGGGGCGCGGCCGGGCUGCGGUUGCAUUACUGCGCGCGGCGGGGCCCGUCUCGGGAUGGAGCGGUGAUGGCGUGCGCCGCGGCGGUUGGGGGCUAUGAGGACGCAACGAAGUCAGCGGCUGCAGGGGAGAGCUCCAAGUCGAAGGGGGUCGCCGUGCUGGGCGGCAAGGCCAAGACUGCAGAAACCGAAACCAAGCCUGUGACAUCAGCGCCGCCGAAGCAACGUCGCAGCGCUGCAAAGGAAAAUGGGACGCUCGGGGGCAUCAGCGCUAGCAAACCUGCCGCACUGGUGUCAGAACCCAAAGUCGAGCCGUCAGCUCCUGUCUCUACGGCUGAAACCGAUGGCAAUGGGAAGCCGCAGGUUGCGGGAUCGAAGCCCGUAUUGGAUGACAAGGAAGAUGUUGGUGUCGCUGAACCAGUGGAAGCUAAAGCUGAUGCCGCUGCCAUGACAGAUGCGGCGAGUUCUGCUGAUGAUAGUGAGAGCAAGGACUCUGGCCCUUUGGCUGGGCCGAAUGUGAUGAAUGUCAUAGUGGUGGCUUCUGAAUGUUCUCCUUUCUGCAAAACAGGUGGUCUUGGAGAUGUUGUGGGUGCUUUGCCCAAGGCUUUGGCUAGAAGAGGACAUCGUGUUAUGGUCGUGAUACCAAGGUAUGGAGAGUACGCAGAAGCCCGGAAUCUAGGUGUCCACAGACGUUACAGGGUAGCUGGACAGGAUUCAGAAGUGACUUAUUUCCACUCUUACAUUGAUGGAGUUGAUUUUGUGUUCAUAGAAGCCCCUCCCUUCCGGCACCGGCACAAUGAUAUUUAUGGCGGACAAAGAAUGGAUGUCUUGAAGCGUAUGAUUUUGUUCUGCAAGGCUGCUGUUGAGGUUCCUUGGUACGCUCCAUGUGGUGGUACCAUCUAUGGUGAUGGCAAUUUAGUUUUCAUUGCUAAUGAUUGGCAUACUGCACUUCUACCCGUUUAUCUAAAGGCCUACUACCGAGACAAUGGUUUGAUGCAGUAUGCUCGAUCUGUUCUUGUGAUACACAACAUUGCUCAUCAGGGUCGUGGCCCUGUAGAUGACUUCUUAAAUCUUGACUUGCCUGAACACUACAUCGACCACUUCAGACUGCACGACCCUGUUGGUGGCGAUCACAGCAACGUUUUUGCUGCCGGGCUGAAGAUGGCAGACCGGGUGAUCACCGUCAGCCAUGGCUACCUGUGGGAGCUGAAAACGUCGGAAGGUGGCUGGGGACUCCACGACAUAAUAAACCAGAACGACUGGAAGAUGCACGGCAUCGUGAACGGCAUUGACAUGGGCGAAUGGAACCCCGCGGUCGACGUGCACCUGCAUUCCGACGACUACACCAACUACACAUUCGAGACGCUUGACACCGGCAAGCGGCAGUGCAAGGCCGCCCUGCAGCGGCAGCUGCGCCUGCAGGUCCGCGACGAUGUGCCGAUCAUCGGGUUCAUCGGGCGACUGGACCACCAGAAGGGCGUGGACAUCAUCGCCGACGCGUUGCCGUGGAUCGCCGGGCAGGAUGUGCAGCUGGUGAUGCUGGGCACGGGGCGUCCUGACCUGGAGGACAUGCUGCGGCGGUUCGAAGCGGAGCACAACGACAAGGUGCGCGCGUGCGUGAGGUUCUCGGUGCCGAUGGCACAUCGCAUCACGGCGGGCGCAGACAUCCUCCUGAUGCCGUCGCGGUUCGAGCCGUGCGGCCUGAACCAGCUCUACGCCAUGGCGUACGGCACCGUGCCCGUGGUGCACGCCGUGGGCGGGCUCCGCGACACGGUGGCGCCAUUCGACCCGUUCGGCGACACCGGGCUCGGGUGGACGUUCGAUCGCGCGGAGGCAAACCGGAUGAUCGACGCGCUCGGGCACUGCCUCAACACGUUCCGGAACUACAAGGAGAGCUGGAGGAGCCUGCAGGCGGGCGGCAUGUCGCAAGACCGCAGCUGGGACCACGCCGCGGAGCUGUAUGAGGACGUCCUCGUCAAGGCCAAGUACCAGUGGUGAGUAAGUUAAUUGGUGUCGCCGACGCCACUCCUGCCGUGGACCGGGACACGCGGCUCUUCCCCGGCUCGGUGCGUCGGACGAUGGUGGUUGGCGCGCCGGAGGAAUGUAUGCCACCGGGUGGUACGACACGGCGGUGUGUAAAAUAAGCGAGCCUGUGGUGGUGCCCUGCUUUGGGUUCAUGGUCUGAAUCGCUUUGGUCUGGUGCGACGAUGAAAAUUAUUAGUACCGAGUUCGAGGUGAGUCACGUGCAUUAUGCCCAAAAUAGGGAGAAGUUGUGGGAUUGCAGAGCUUGUACAUUGCCAAUUUUCUGAUCUAGCUUUUGAUUUGUGAAA